AUGGUAUUAUACUUUGAAAACAAGAUUCAAUACAAUUUUGAUUUUGAAACAACAACUUUAGCACACUUAAACAGAUAUCCAAAUCCAUACGCAAAACAUGUAUUAUCAGUAGAUACAUUAGAUUCACAUAUUGAUAAAGAAGGUCAAUUAAAUAUAACUAGAAUAAUUGUUAAAACAGGUAGAUUACCUAAAUUUGUUCGACCUUUUUUAGGUUCAACAAAUUUAAAUUCUUGGAUAAUUGAAAAAUUAAUAAUAAAUCCAAAAACAAAAACAAUGAAAUCUUAUACUUCAAAUAUAGAUCAUAGAAAAUUUAUAAGAAUUGAAGAAUUUUUAAAUUUUCAAACAGAUAAAUCUUUAUUAAAUUUAAUUGAAUGUAAUGCAAAAGUAAAAUUUUCUUCAAAUUUAAUUGGUUUAAAACUGAAAAUUGAAGAAUGGAGUCAUCAAAAAUUUUCAAAAAAUAUUAAUAAUUCAAGAGAUGGUUUAACUUAUGUUAUGAAUAAAAUGAAAGAAAAAGGAAAAUAUUAUUUUAUAAAAAAAAAUAUGAAUAAUGGAUUGGGAGUUUGA
Lodderomyces pseudojiufengensis is the source of this 564-nucleotide messenger RNA. RefSeq lists its product as uncharacterized. Gene Ontology annotation, biological process: phospholipid transport. The transcript has a single exon. Bases 1 to 564 code for a protein of 187 amino acids. The record is from RefSeq and is a predicted model, not a curated record. Gene Ontology annotation, molecular function: phosphatidic acid transfer activity. Gene Ontology annotation, cellular component: mitochondrial intermembrane space. Lineage: Eukaryota; Fungi; Ascomycota; Pichiomycetes; Serinales; Debaryomycetaceae.